GGCAACAUUAACGCCAUAAACGCAGUUCAGGACCGGCAGAGUGGAGAACCGGGGCUCUGAGGCUUCGGAGCGAGCCCGGCACUUGUGGCCGGCAAGGCACUCCUUCAACUAAGGCCAAGCUUUGCGCUGCCUGUUGGUCCUCAACCAUGAUGCCCAAGACCCAUUCCUCUUUGUCCCCUGUGAACGUGAACGUGACCGAUGACAGAACCAGCCUGGAGUACUUGAACAACAGUUCUUCAUCGAUUAUUGACGACAAAAAGAAAAAGGCAAAAAAAGGCAAAGGGCAUUCGAGCACUCUUGACCCCUCAACUAACCCUUUCCACGUGUCAGGGGAUGUGGAUUUCUUCUUGCUCAGAGAGCAGGAGCGGAAUAAAGCUAUUGCUGAACGCGAACAGAAGAAGAUGCUACGGGUCCAUCAGAAGAUGACAUACUCAUCCAAGGUUUCAGCCAAGCAGACUAGCUUGCGCCGAGAGCUGCAGCUGGAAGAGGAGACAGAGGAUCAGGAGCUGAUCGCUGAGACCUGGCAGCUGCACACCUUCCGAAACAACACUGCCUGGAAGCUGGACAUGACCCGAGAAAAGAACAUGGAACCAGAAACAUUAAACGGCUACAUGGAGCAAAAGCGGAGCAUGUUUCUUCUCCAGUACGCCCUAGAGAUGAAGCGCAGUGAGAUCCAGCGGCUGGAAAUGCUGGCAAUCCGUGAAGAGGCCAGGCUGCAGCGGGCUGAGAAGUUCCUAGAGAAAGACGCGUCCUUGUUUGAUGAAUUCCUCAGGGAGAAUGAUCGAAGCUCUGUGCAGGCCAUGAGACUGGCUGAGAAGGAGACAAAGGCCAAGAUGGAGAAGAUUGUGGAGAUCAGGCACCUUACAGCCCAGAUCAUGAACAUCAAAAGUGAAAUCUCCAAAAUCGAAGACACUUUACAGCAUUACAAGAUUUACAAGGACUUCCUGUACAAGCUGUCACCCAAGGAGUGGUUGGAAGAGCAGGAGAAGAAAAGCUUAGCUCUCAGAAAGGUCAAGGAGUCUGUGGAGACUGCCAAGGACAGCAGCACACCCACCUUACUAGGGGACAGAGGAUCUGGCACCAAGAGCAAGACAGCCUUGCUAUGGAAAGAGGUUCAGAAUUUGAAGAAACCCUCGAAGCUUAUGCAGGGGCGGCUGGGGCAGGUCCUGUCCAGCACUCUCAGCCUUCCACAGGUCGGUUACCAAAGUCAGCCCAGCCUGCACAGUGAGAUGGACACCAGACUGUCCAACUCUCCAGUACUGCCACAAGACAACACUGACAGCGAUGGGGAGGAGCAGGCGCUAUACUUCACAGAGCCCCAACAGCUCCUGGACGAAUUCAUGAAACUGGAAGAACAGAAUCUGUCGCUGAUCCAGAACACGCAGGAGAUGGAGGAGACCUUGGAUGAUCUGAACACCACUCUGAAAAACACCCAGAUCCGAAUGGACCGGGAGAUCAACCAGAUGAAUCAGUGGAUUACCACAAUGUUGUUGUCCAUCGAGAAGGAGGAAGAGUUGUCGGCUGAGUUGCAGCUCAAAGCCCGUGUCUUCCACUUUGGGGAGUAUAAGGGUGAUCAGCAGGACAAGCUACUGGAAAGCCUGAACCAUAAGGUGCUGGAUGUGUACCGAAACUGUGUGGGUAAGCAGCAGGAGGCCAACCUGGGUACAGUGCAGAUGCUGACUGUGGUGGAACACCUGCUGGAUGAGCUGCUGGAGAACCUGGAGCAUGUGCCCCCGGCCAGAAUUGAGCAGGCCGAGAAGGCCAAGGAGCGGGAACGGCGCAUAAGGAUUCGGGAAGAAAAGGUGAGGGAGCAGAAGCAGCUUCAGGAGGAACGGCUGCAGCGGGCCAGAGCCCGAGCCCAGGCUGAGAUCAAAAAGAAGAGAGGCAGAAGGCUGGUGUGUCGCUCCCAACCCCCCAUCAUCAGAGUGAAGGAUGAGUCUGACCACACGCUGAUGGACAAGGACAGGGAAGAGAUGCUGUUCUUCUUCACUUAG
Molecule: messenger RNA, 1994 nt
Organism: Nannospalax galili (Upper Galilee mountains blind mole rat)
Lineage: Eukaryota; Metazoa; Chordata; Mammalia; Rodentia; Spalacidae
Gene: Cfap100
Product: cilia and flagella associated protein 100
Exons: 17
Coding region: 147-1994 (615 amino acids)
Cellular component (GO): ciliary basal body
Source: RefSeq, a predicted model, not a curated record